Onychomys torridus (southern grasshopper mouse) is the source of this 973-nucleotide messenger RNA. RefSeq names its product PAXX non-homologous end joining factor (gene Paxx). The record is from RefSeq and is a predicted model, not a curated record. Gene Ontology annotation, cellular component: nonhomologous end joining complex; site of double-strand break; nucleus. The transcript is spliced from 7 exons. Gene Ontology annotation, biological process: double-strand break repair via nonhomologous end joining. Bases 174 to 800 code for a protein of 208 amino acids. Gene Ontology annotation, molecular function: molecular adaptor activity. Lineage: Eukaryota; Metazoa; Chordata; Mammalia; Rodentia; Cricetidae.
UGAUCUCCGGAAACACUGGCAGUCCUGAGUACCGCCCCGCAGUCUUGUCCUUCCGUCCUUCCAGACACCAGAAGUUCCGCCCCGUAGCUUGCAAGUCACCAAGUUCGUACUUCUGCGCAGGCGCCCUCAACCCACAAGAGGUUUGGCUCCUGGGGUGAAACCGCUUUGCUGCUAUGGCCCCUCCGUCGCUGUCACCGCCGCCGCUUUGCAUUCUGCCACCAGGCUCAGGCCCUCCCCGCUUCGUGUGCUACUGUGAGCUGGAGGAUGGUGGAGACCCGGACGGCGGCGGCUUUAACCUCUAUGUGACGGACGCCGCGGAGCUCUGGAGCACCUGCUUCUCGCCUGACAGCCUGGCAACGCUCCAGAAAGCCCGAUUUGGUCUAAGUGGGACUGAGGACAUCCCAUCCCGGUUCAGGGCAGCCUGCCAGCAGCAAGCAGUGACUGUAAGCCUGCAAGAGGAUAGAGCCUUGAUGACCCUCUCAGGAGACACCUCUGCACUAACCUUUGACCUCUCCAAGGUGCCCAGAACAGAGGCAGCCCCCAAGCUACAGGCUUUGACUCUUAGUCUGGCAGAGCGUGUGUACAACCUAGAGAGGCGGCUAGCAGCUGCAGAAGAGACUGCCACUAGUCCCAGGAAGAACACCCAUCCAGUGGGCCCUCAGAUUUUUUUACCAGAACUUGAUCACCAGAGAGGCAGCUCUGGACUUGGGGUCAGGAGACGGUGUCCAGGGGAGUCUCUCAUCAACCCUGGCUUCAAAAGCAAGAAACCAGCUGGCGGUGUAGACUUCGAUGAGACCUGAAAAUACAGAAGAGCCUGUGACCUUGCCAGGAGCCUGUCUACAAGGAAAGGGGUAGAUCUGAAACCCCCACCAAUCAGAGAAACCCCUUGCUUAACUUGCUGACUGGUCCUACUGUUGGGCAGGAAUGCCUCUCAUCCCUUCCUGGUGAAAUAAACUGCUCUCUUGGGUAGAAA